This is a messenger RNA of Spinacia oleracea (spinach), 1873 nucleotides long. Its product is annotated as protein CDC73 homolog. Gene Ontology annotation, molecular function: RNA polymerase II complex binding. Lineage: Eukaryota; Viridiplantae; Streptophyta; Magnoliopsida; Caryophyllales; Amaranthaceae. The record is from RefSeq and is a predicted model, not a curated record. Gene Ontology annotation, biological process: positive regulation of transcription elongation by RNA polymerase II; transcription elongation by RNA polymerase II. The transcript has 4 exons. Gene Ontology annotation, cellular component: Cdc73/Paf1 complex. Bases 75 to 1289 code for a protein of 404 amino acids.
AUAGGAUUAGCACUCGUGUUCCACAAUUGUCUCAUAUUCGAACUCCCUCCACUUCAGUAUCAUCUCUCUCCUCCAUGGAUCCUCUAUCAGCACUGCGAGACUACACAAUCCGAGGCGACCUCGACAAAAUCCACCGAGUCGGAGACGAGUUCCGAUUCUCAACUCAAUACUCCUUCCCCUGUAAAACCGAAACCGCUUACCGUUCAAAGCAAGGGAAUCUCUACACUCUCGAAACCCUAGUUUUCUGCAUCAAAAACCGCAAUUGCAAGCAACCCGAGUACAUAAAAAACGCUACAAAUCAAGGCAUUCCCACCGUCACUUACGUUGAUAGGAAACCUGUGCUUGAUUAUCUUGAUGGCCAUGUUUCGUCGUCUGACGCUAUCGAAUUUGUCCUUACGACCGCCACCGAUGUUGAGGAGUAUCGCCCCGACGACCCCCAGUUCUUUUCCUCGCUUCCGAACAACAAUGGGGUGAGUAGUUUGGGAAUUGAAGAUGAUUCUGAAAUUAGGGUUUCCGAGGAGGGUGGUGGUGGGGGUGAGGGUGUUGAUUUGAUGGGGCUGAUUAGGCAGAGUGAAAAGCCGCUUCGGGAUCGGAACGCUGUAUUGCAAGUUCGUAACCGCGAUUUUUAUGGUAUUUAUGUUGGAGCGUUGAGGAGGGAGCAGGAGAAGCCGCAGCAGAGGAAGGAUGCGAAUGUGGGAGGGAAUAAAGGACGUCCUUUAGGUGGGGAGAAAGAUGAAGGGUUUCAUUCUGGUCCGAAAGCGAAGAUGCUUAAAGGUGGGGGUAAGAUUGGGGAAGGGGUGCCCAUUAUUUUGGUGCCAAGUGCUUCUAGUACCUUGAUCACUAUUUACAAUGUGAAGGAGUUUUUGGAGGAUGGAGUUUUUAUUUCUACUGAUGUUAAGAUGAAGCAGAUGAAGGGACCAAAGCCGGAAUGUGUGACGGUUCAGAAGAAGUUUAGUAGGGAUAAGGAUAAGGUCAUGACUGCUUAUGAGGUUAGAGAUAAACCGUCAACAUUGAAGGCCGAUGAUUGGGACCGUGUUGUGGCAGUUUUUGUCCUUGGGAAGGAAUGGCAGUUUAAAGAUUGGCCCUUCAAAGACCAUGUUGAGAUAUUCAAUAAGAUUAUUGGUUUCUACAUGCGUUUUGAGGAUGAUAGUAUAGAAUCUGCAAAAGUUGUGAAACAGUGGAAUGUAAAGAUAAUAUCGAUCAGCAAAAACAAACGGCAUCAGGAUAGGGCUGCAGCCCUUGAGGUAUGGGGCAAAUUAGAAGAAUUUGUUGCUCGAUCUCGUUCUUGAGGCUAUAUAUCAUAAGAACAUACUUACUUUGCGUGUUCUGAGUUUCUGACUGAUCCAGCUUGAGUUUGAUGGAUAUAGAGAACCAGUGAAGAACCUCCAUUAUUUUUGCACAAAGCACAUGCUUUAUUGGGUUGUCUGUUUGAGACUUGCGAGUUGAUUCCAACACUUAGAUGAUGGGUAUGAUUAAUAGAGGAAUGUAGUGAAGAGCAUGGUGACAGACUUAGCAAGUUAGCAAACAUGUUGGUGCAUCCAAAUGAUGUCUGAAAUUUAAGUUGUGGCUAUAGCAUGUCGUAGCACGAUUAUUGUCGAAACCAUUCCUUUUGCUAUUCUUGCCGGUGCUUGUGAGGGUUCCCUGGACAUGUAUAUUCUUUUUAGCCUUAGAUAGGUAGAAUGUAAUAUUAUGUUUUCGGAAAUCUUGGUUGCUAGAUGGGGAAAUUUUUGAGUAAAGAUAUGAGGUGAGUUGUGUGGUGUCUUGACUGUGGUGUCUUGGAAUUGUUAGUACUCCGUGUAAUCCUAAGAACAAUUCAGGUUUCCACAAGCUUUCUAAUUAAUUUUGAAAGGGGCCCAAAUCUUUUAAUUUGCUA